Messenger RNA from Lolium rigidum, 1228 nucleotides. RefSeq names its product rhomboid-like protein 20. Gene Ontology annotation, molecular function: protein binding; serine-type endopeptidase activity. Lineage: Eukaryota; Viridiplantae; Streptophyta; Magnoliopsida; Poales; Poaceae. Gene Ontology annotation, cellular component: membrane. The record is from RefSeq and is a predicted model, not a curated record. The coding region runs from base 16 to 897 and encodes 293 amino acids. The transcript has 8 exons.
CCUAGCGUCAGAGCGAUGCAGGGCGGAGGCGUCUCCGGAUUCCAGAACGCGCCGGUGACGCGGGCCCUCGUCCUCGCCAGUGGCCUCCUCUCCAUCGUCUUCAGCGCAAACCGCCGCGCCCGCGCCCUUGGCCUCUCUUACCAGGACAUUAUCAAAAACUUUCGAGUAUGGAGGAUAUUUGCAUCUGGUUUUGCCUUUCAGUCAACACCAGAAUUGAUGUUUGGACUAUACCUUCUGUAUUACUUCCGUGUGUUUGAGAGGCAGAUAGGCUCUAACAAAUACUCGGUAUUUAGUUUAUUCACAAUCACAGUGUCAUUACUUCUUGAGAUUCUAUCCUUGGUUCUUCUGAAAGAUACAAAUUACAUCAGCACUCUUGCAUCUGGACCUUAUGGCCUUAUAUUUGCCUCAUUUAUUCCUUUCUUCCUCGACAUUCCAAUCACGUCACGAUUUCGUAUUUUUGGUGUUAAUUUCAGUGACAAAUCAUUCAUAUACCUUGCUGGCCUGCAGCUUCUUUUGUCUUCUUGGAAGCGCUCCUUUAUUCCUGGCAUUUGUGGUCUGAUUGCUGGUUCGCUCUAUCGUCUCAAUGUGCUUGGUGUUCGCCGGAAGAAGCUGCCACAGAUUAUUGCAGCAUUUUUCACAAGAUUUUUUGCAUCUCCUUCCGGAAGUUCAUCUCGGCCCUCAAGAAGUCUUGUUGGGAACAUGCCAUCGCAUACAGGUCGUGCUGUUCAGAAUCAGCCGUCUACUGGAUUUGCUCCUGUCGUGGAGCCCCCAGAGUCCUCCAUUGCUAUGCUGGUUUCGAUGGGCUUUGAUAGCAAUGCUGCGAGACAAGCGCUUGUGCAAGCCAGAAAUGAUAUCAAUGUAGCCACAAACAUCCUACUUGAAGCGCAGUCUCAUUGAGCUAACUCACCGCAACUUUACUAGGAACCGCUGCGGGCAUAGUUGGUUAGAUCUGAAUCUGAACGAUUGUUCCCUGCACUGGAUACAGAUUGGUGAACUUAUAGUGCUAUGCUGAAUUUACGCACUUGCCGCUUUCAUGGUCUGGAGAAGUUCAACAUGGCCCUUCCUAGUUGACAGGCUUAGGAACUCAGGAGACGUCUGCCGCAGCUAGUGUGAUCUUGUCAAUACUUAGAGGUCUCUCAACUCGGAGGCAAUGUACAAUUCCAAAUUCAGCUUGUAGGAUGGGUGAUACAUAAACAUUUCAAUCAUAGUGUAAAAUUGUUUUGCGGUC